AUGAAGCUGUCCUCGUUCCUCACUUCGGCCUUCCUGGCCUCCGCUACGCUGGCCACGCCUACUCCGACUCUCGAAGAGCGAGCAACCACCUGGUGCGAUGCCUUCGGCUCUUUGACAACAGAAGGUUACACCGUCUAUCACAACAACUGGGGCUCUGGACAAGCCACCUCUGGAUCUCAGUGCACGACUUUCAACUCCGUCUCGAGCAAGUCAUUCUCUUGGUCAACAAGUUGGACUUGGCAGGGCGGCAACAUUCACGUCAAGUCGUACUCCAACGUUGCUCUGGAGAAAGUGAACAAGAAGCUGUCUGCAAUCAACUCGAUCCCUUCCACCUGGACCUGGAGAUACACCGGAACCAACAUGGUAUCCGACGUUUCGUAUGAUUUGUGGCUGGCCCCUUCAGUCGGCGCCAACAACAAGUACGAGAUCAUGGUCUGGGUUGGUUCAUACGGAGGUGCUGGCCCCAUCUCCGAUACCAACGAAACACCACUCGCUACUCCCACCAUCCUCGGCACGAAGUGGAAGCUGUUUAGGGGCCCCAAUGGCGACACAACUGUCUACUCAUUCGUUGCGCCCAGCAACAUUGGAAACUUCAGUGGCGACCUGAAGAAGUUCUUCGACUACCUCACCUCCAGCCAGGGCGUCAGCACAGACAUGGUUGUGACCAGUCUUCAGGCAGGUACUGAGCCUUUCGUCGGUUCUAACUGCGUCUUCACUACUUCAAAGUACACCAUCUCGGUGAACUAG
Clonostachys rhizophaga is the source of this 747-nucleotide messenger RNA. Lineage: Eukaryota; Fungi; Ascomycota; Sordariomycetes; Hypocreales; Bionectriaceae. The record is from the annotation of a GenBank genome assembly.